Messenger RNA from Knipowitschia caucasica, 3063 nucleotides. Lineage: Eukaryota; Metazoa; Chordata; Actinopteri; Gobiiformes; Gobiidae. The record is from the annotation of a GenBank genome assembly.
AUGGACGGCCGCUUCUUAUUGGCAUUCCUCCUCUGCUCAUUGUUGUGGAUUUUCUUCUGGGAAGUGCACUGGAAGAAAAACAAAGACGGUCAGAUUAAGGAAUGGCUUCAAGGACACAGACUUUUUCAAUACAGACACAUAUUUGAAGAUGUGCAGACCCUGGAAGAGCUGAGCUUGAGUGUAUUGAGUCGUUUGGAGGAGGUAGUGAAGGAACAGAAGCGCUGGGGGGAGAUUGCAGAGGCUAACAUCCAGCUGCUCAGAGAUUUUGCAUUCCAAGAGUGGCUUUGCGCCCAGAACUUGGAACAUUACUACAAUACACUGAAGACCUUGGGUUGUAUGAACCUAGAUGACCUCUCUCAGUUUGACAACACGCAGCAGCUUUCUCUAGCUGCGUGGGGUUACUUCUACGAGGACUACAUCAAGUUAUCAACCGGUAUCAAAAUCCUCCAGAAAUCCAGGGGAAGCCGUGACCAGGACUACGAGAUCCGGCUGGUACACAGCCUUGCAGAGAGACGUCUGAAUGAAAAGUGGUCUGUUGCAGGUGCUCUCAUAUUUGGCUGUACUGUGGCCCUGUGCUUUUUGAUAAGGGACCUCAUGUUUUACGUGAUUGGUGGAAUAACUGUUUCCAUCAUAGCUUUUGUCUUUACCAUCAAGUUCCUUUGUGAGCUUGCAGCCAGAGUGGUUAGCUUCCUCCAGAAUGAGGAUCCUGGGCGUCGUGGUGACCGAAGCAUCUAUGACUAUGUCCGGGGGAAUUACCUUGAUCCACGUUCCUGCAAAGUAUCAUGGGACUGGAAGGAACCACAGGAGGUGGGGCAGACGAUGAGCUUCAGGGUGCAGCUUUUCUAUAAAAAUGGACAACCUUUUCCCGCUCACCGACCAGUUGGACUGAGAGUCAACAUUACUCACAUUGAACUAGCCUUGGAUAUUCCAGUUACUCAGGAGGUCCUACAAGAGCCAGAGUCUAAUGUUGUCAAAGUGGCUUUUACUGUGCGCAAGGCUGGUCGCUAUGAAGUUGCCGUGAAGUUAGGAGGGCUCAACGUGGCCUACAGUCCCUAUUACAAAAUAUUCCAGCCAGGAACUGUGGUCCCCUCAAAAACAAAAAUAGCCUACCAUUUUUCAACCCUGGUUCUAACAAAUGGCCAGCAACACACUUUGCAGAUUGAACCCAGAGACGAGUAUGGUAAUCCCACAAGCAACUCCACAAGUCUGACAGAUGAGGCCAACUACAGCGUCCAUGUGCAUUCGCUAGGUACAGUAGAUGACGAUAAUAUGGAAGACUGCUACUGUAAAUCGGUUUCACUCAACAAGCCACAGUGCCAGGUCCUACUCAGACUAACCCUGAAGAGGACCGGCUGCUUCAGGGCCCGGAUCUCCUACAAGGACCAGCCACUCAGCAACGGGGAGUUUGACAUUAUUGUUCUCAGUGAGAAUGAGAAAAGCUGUGUGGAGAAGAAUGUGUCUACACCAGGCAUCAGUAUCUACUUUGAGGCCUACCUCUACAGCAGUGGGAACUACAGCAGCUCCUCAUGGCAGUUCCCCGCCUCCUCUUUGCUGGCUCCUCAGAGAAGACCCUCGAUGGGAGAAGAAGAGGAUGAGCAUGACUCUCCUGUGGAGGGACAACCAGAAAAAGUCAAAAAACCCAAAAAGGUCUACUGUUACAUAUCACCAAAGCAACUAUCAGUGAAGGAGUUCUACUUAAAGAUUAUUCCAUGGCGCCUUUAUACCUUUCGAGUAUGUCCUGGAACAAAGUUCACGUACCAUGGUCCUGACCCCGUUCACAAGUAUUUGACUUUAGUAGUGGAUGAUGGGAUCCAGCCUCCAGUGGAGCUAAGCUGCAAAGACAGAAACAUCAUGGCAGCUACUUUCAUUCGGUUUUUGCACAAAAAUAUUGGUGGUUCUGAGACUUUCCAAGACAAGGUGAACUUCUUUCAGCGUGAACUCAGGCACAUUCACUCCAAGAAACCUCGUACCAAGACCUGCCUGAAGAUUGCCCGACACGCAAUUCUUGAUUCAUCCUUAAGAGCAACAAGAAACUUUUCAGUGUCAGACUGGAGCAAGAACUUUGAAGUGGUGUUCCAGGAUGAAGAAGCUCUCGACUGGGGAGGGCCGAGAAGAGAGUGGUUUGAGCUAAUUUGUAAAACCCUUUUUGACACAUCCAACUAUCUGUUCACACGCUUCAGUGACAACAACCAGGGCCUGGUGCACCCAAAUCCUGAUCGACCUCAGCACUUGCGUCUAAAAAUGUACGAGUUUGCGGGCCGUGUUGUGGGGAAGUGCCUGUACGAGUCUGCUUUAGGUGGAGCCUAUAAACAAUUGGUCCGAGCGCGAUUCACAAGGUCCUUCUUGGCUCAGAUUAUUGGUCUGAGGAUGAACUAUAAGUACUUUGAGACUGAUGACCAGGAGUUCUAUAAAACAAAAGUGUGCUUCAUUCUAAACAAUGAUGUGAGUGAAAUGGACUUGGUGUUUGCGGAGGAGAAAUACAGCAAAAUGGGACAGCUGGAGAAGGUGGUGGAGUUGAUAUCAGGAGGGGCUAACAUUGCUGUGACCAAUGAAAACAAGAUGCAUUAUCUGAACCUACUGGCACAAUACAGGCUGGCCAGCCAGGUGAGGGACGAGGUGGAACACUUCCUCAAAGGUCUGAAUGAGCUGGUUCCAGAAAAUCUAUUGGCUAUAUUUGAUGAGAAUGAGUUAGAGCUAUUGAUGUGUGGAACAGGAGACAUCAAUGUGCAAGACUUUAAAGCCCAUGCUGUAAUUGUUGGAGGAUCCUGGCAUUUCAGAGAAAAGGUGAUGAAAUGGUUCUGGGCAGUGGUUUCGAGCUUCACUCAAGAAGAGCUGGCCCGGCUGCUGCAGUUCACCACCGGCUCUUCUCAGCUUCCUCCAGGAGGAUUCAAUACUCUGUGUCCCUCCUUCCAGAUCAUCGCAGCCCCUACACACAGCACUUUGCCCACUGCACACACCUGUUUUAAUCAGCUGUGUCUGCCGACAUACGACUCCUAUGAGGAGCUGCACAAGAUGUUGAAGCUGGCCAUCAGUGAGGGUAGCGAAGGCUUUGGGAUGCUCUGA